AUGAAUCGUCGCGGCGGCGUCGCCGCUUUGAUCGCCCUCGCGAUGGUCACGUUCGUGUACCUCGCGUACGUGAGCGGCGUGGGGAACAUGUAUCUCCCCUCCGAGAGCGUCGCGUCGACCACCUCGUCGCCCGUCGGUCGAGUCGCGAUCCCCGCGCGGAUAGCGAACCCGAGCCCUCCGGCGCCCGCGCCGCUCGUAGACGAACGCCCCGAACCCGCUCCCGAGCCACGUGCGAGUCCGGCGCCGACGUCUCCGGCCGUCGUGAGAGACGACCGGAAAGAUGAGGGUCGUAAGCUACCGAUGGAGUGUCCAAUGGUGGACGUCGCCGAUCCAGAGAACGUCGCGGCGGUGGCGAGAUCUUUGGGAGAUGCCUCCGACGUCGUGGUCUUCGCCACGCAGGACAUCGAGCACUGGCGCGCUGAAUUCCUCGUCAACGUCAUCCUCAACCUCAUGUCCGUGAACGUCACGUCGGUGGUCACCGUGGGGAGGCACAAGCACACGUGCGAGAGCGCGAGACGCGACAACCCCGACGUCGUCCGAUGCUGCGUCUACAGCACGUGGCUCGACGGCCACGACGCGCUCAAACGUUGGACCUUAGCCGAGGACCACGCGUACGUCCUGUGGCUGAUCCGGUACAGGUUCGCGCUGGACAUCAUGCGCGCCGGUGAGGUGGGCGUGCUGGUGUCGGACAGCGACAUGUGGUUCGAACGCGACCCGUUCGAGCUGCUCAAAGACGCCGCCACGGGCCUCGGAACGCACUCGGUCGUCGCCAACGUGGAGGGCGAACCGUUUCCGUCCAUGAACGGCGGGUUGGUCUACUUCCGUGCCGACCUACCCGGUAAAGGCGGGCGGUACCUCCUGGAGGUUUUUAACGACCACGUGGAUGAUUUAUUGGCGGACGAAUCGCCCCCCGAGUGUCACAAGGAGCAAGGGGUCGGGACGCAGGUUGUCUGGGGCGCGAUGAUGGACCAAGAUAUCCUGAGAGACGCGGCGGAGACGGCGGUGGCGGGUGCGCCGCUGUGGUGGUCGUACACGCACCACGUGUGCCUGUUCAAGGGCGGGUACGACGAGGCGACCAAGGCGAAGAUGGAGAUAAAGAGCAAGCACCCGGAGACGCUGGACUGGAGUCGAUCGGGGCGCUCGCUGCCGCGCCCGUUCCAGUCGCACCCCGCCGUGGAGGCGCUCGGUGAUGAGCACCCCCUGAACGAAUCCGAGGAGAAGUACGGGAUCAUGAAAGUCCCGAACUAUGAGACCUGGCGCAACCUGACGAUACUCGCGGCGCCCAAGUGGAUGUUCGCGAACCACGGCGACGGCGACGGCUGGUUCGCGCUGCGUCCCCGACCGGGCGCCGCGUUCCACUGCAUGUCGCAGAACCAGGGCAUCAAACCGCGCAUGCUCCGCGCGUACGACAUGUGGCACUGGGACGUCCUGGGCGCCGGGCGGGGGAUACGCGUCGGGCAGGGACGGUACCUGAGCCUGGCGUCGGCGGCUUUUGGGCACUUUACCAAACGCGGGGAGUUUGCGAUGCAGGCGCACAGGCUCGCCGCGCUCGCCGCCGCGACGGGGCGAAUCCCCGUCCUUCCCAUGAUCCCCUGCGCGUCCCCGUGGCUCGAUGACUGGCGACGCCCGGACGACUGCUACGCGGGCGUCCUCGAACGCAUAAACGUCCUCGCGGGGACGUGCCCCGUCACCGCGCUGCGGCAGUUCCAGGGCCCCGACGCCGCGUACCCCGGCGACCCGGCGGCAGAGGGUUCGGUGGGCUCGCCGUGCUGUUACUUCGUUCCCCCGGGCGACGACUGCGAGGAAAAGUUCGCGGCGUGGGGCGCCGAGAUGACGGGCGAGGACCCGCACAAUCGACCCGGACGCACGGUGCGGCUGGACGCGAUCAUCGACGCGGCACAGCUGGUCGUGGACGCGGGCGACGCGACGGAGUACGCGGACCGAAGCUGGGUGCUCGGGGACGACUUCCCGCCGGACAACGCGAAGCACCCCACGGACGUGUUCGUGGACUUUGGGCGCGUCGUGAAGGCGAUUGAAGGGGACGGGGAUCAAAACACGCCGUGGGUGGAGAUCGACAUGCGGGGUAAGGACGCGCUGCCCCGGGUGGUGACGCAGCGGGGCGUCGACGAUAAAAGCCGGCGGAAGUGGUUCAUGGAUUACAACGCCGCGUGUCCCCUCGUCAACAGGGUGUCGCCGAUGGUGUGA
Messenger RNA from Micromonas commoda, 2205 nucleotides. RefSeq lists its product with no specific name. The transcript has a single exon. NCBI's taxonomy places the organism in Eukaryota, Viridiplantae, Chlorophyta, Mamiellophyceae, Mamiellales, Mamiellaceae. The coding region runs from base 1 to 2205 and encodes 734 amino acids. The record is from RefSeq and is a predicted model, not a curated record.